Drosophila serrata is the source of this 1518-nucleotide messenger RNA. It is a transcript of the gene Debcl, whose product is annotated as Death executioner Bcl-2. The record is from RefSeq and is a predicted model, not a curated record. Gene Ontology annotation, biological process: extrinsic apoptotic signaling pathway in absence of ligand; intrinsic apoptotic signaling pathway in response to DNA damage; regulation of apoptotic process. NCBI's taxonomy places the organism in Eukaryota, Metazoa, Arthropoda, Insecta, Diptera, Drosophilidae. Gene Ontology annotation, molecular function: BH domain binding. Gene Ontology annotation, cellular component: mitochondrial outer membrane.
UUCACUGGUUCGGCUACUAGUUCCAACCGGUGAACCGAUCGAAAGUUCAGAACGAAUAGAGAGCAGCAGCAACAAGUUUUAGUGGUUUUCCUUUGUGCGUCUCGUUCGUGUUUGCUGCUCUGUGCUCUGCGCGCUUUGCUCCCCCGUUCGGGACCGACUCGAGUUUUAUUUUGUUUUGCCCAUUUUAUCAGAACACAAUCCCGACCGCCUCCAAAAAAAGCGCAAAACAAACUGAGUGGAGGUGAUCCGAUCCCAGUGCAUAGUGCAUGCAAGGCUGCGCUUUCGAAAUUACACAACACACACAUGAGCGCGGAGACGGAGGGCAGCGCCUACAACAAAAGCAGAAGCACCAACACAAGCGGGGCAGCCAAGCAUUUCUGCCCCUGAUGCCCUCGACGACCAUGGCCCCCACAACCAGCCCGCCCGGUCCGGCACCCAAACUAUCAGCCAAGUUCAAGUCCUCCUCGCUGGACCAUGAGAUCUACACCGCGAACCGGCGUGGCACAAUCGCUACGGCUUCCAGCGACUGGAAGGCGCUCCGCGGCGGGGCCACCAACGGCCGCUCCCUUCCCGCCGUUGGCACCGCCAUGGGCUUGUCAGCUAUGACAAGGGCUGCCUCCACAUCAUCCCUCGCCAGCAGUACACGCACCAUGACCAACUACCAGGAGUACAAAAUGGAGAUUAUCAAUCAGGGCAAAUGCCUGUGUGGACAGUACAUCAGAGCCCGCUUGCGGCGGGCUGGAGUCCUUAACCGUAAGGUGACGCAGCGGCUGCGGAACAUCCUGGAUACUGGCUCUUCACACGUGGUAUAUGAGGUCUUCCCUGCCCUGAACAGCAUGGGCGAAGAACUGGAGCGCAUGCAUCCUCGGGUGUACACAAACAUAUCCCGGCAGCUUUCGAGGGCACCGUUCGGCGAGUUGGAGGACAGCGAUAUGGCGCCAAUGCUGCUCAACCUAGUGGCCAAGGACCUAUUCCGCUCGAGCAUCACUUGGGGCAAGAUAAUCUCAAUCUUCGCCGUCUGCGGUGGCUUUGCCAUCGACUGUGUACGCCAGGGCCACUUUGACUACCUACAGUGCCUGAUUAACGGCCUGGCUGAGAUAAUUGAGGACGAUCUUGUAUACUGGCUGAUCGACAACGGCGGUUGGCUGGGGCUAUCGCAGCAUAUCCGGCCUCGGGUGGGCGAGUUCACGUUCCUGGGCUGGCUGACGCUAUUUGUGACCAUUUCGGCGGGCGCCUACAUGGUGUCAAAUGUAUGCAAGCGUAUCGGCUGUCAACUAUAUUCCAUGAUAUUCCGUUAGCCCUGAAGCGCUUCGCAAUUACUGUAUACGUUACGUGUACGAUUUAGUCAGUGAAAACUUCGAAUCAUUCCUGCUUCUGUGGCACCCGAGCCGUAUAAGUAGUUCGUAGUUAAUAUUGUUUUACGCAUAUAAUAUUGUUAUUUGUUUCUUCUUUUUGUACAUACACAUACAAUACCUAAUAUAGUACCAAGCGCAAUAAACUGUGCCUUUUAAAACGUCA